GGUUUCAAACUUGCAAAAGAAGACGGCUGCCGCACAAAAGGGUGAACAAGUUACCGCCAAUUUUCGGUUGCCUCUAUUUAGAUCCAGUGCUGAAUUGGCUAAGAAGUAUGAUAUCAAAUGUGAGAUGGUAAAUAAUAACUGUGAAGGACCUAGUAAAGUAGGCAUCCGGCCUCCUUUUGUGCCUGCAUCUAGGGAACUUUUCAACUUAUCUAAGUUUGAAACUGCUGAUUCAAGGAUUGAUAGUUUGGCCGAUGUGUUGUAUCCAACCGAAAUAAGGACAAGGCAGACAAUUCCCAGAAAAGUAGGGGCUGAAUUUACUGAUUCAAGGACCAGGCAGCAAGUAAUUCCCAAAACAGGGCCUGAAGUUGCUUCAAGGACCAGGCAGCAACUUACUAAAAAAACAGGGCCUGAAAUUGUUGAUUCAAGGACCAGGCAACAACAAGGAAGUGAUAAGCAACAAGUUUCAAGUGCCAAGCAGCAACAAGGAAGUGCUAAGCAACAAGUUUCAAGUGCGAAGCAACAAGUUUCAAGUGCUAAGCAACAAGUUUCAAGUGCCAAGCAACAAGCUUUAAGUGCUAAGCAAUAAGCUUUAAGUGCGAAUCAACAAUGUCCUUCAAGUGCAAAGCAGAAUCCUUCAAGUGCAAAGCAGCAACCUAAGGAGAAACGGGUGGUUAACACUGCUGAUUCAAGGUCAAACCAGAAUCGUAUGAAAAGGGCAAUGAUAAAAGUUGAUGGAAAUUCCGGGACAAAGCAAGGAAGUGGCUUGAAGAAGACAAAACGAAUCCCAAUGUGUAAAUCGACUUCAGUUGAAGAAUUCCUCAAAGAAAAUGGGGAAAAUAGUGAAGAAGAUGAAUGUGAAAAUCUUGAGGAAGAAGAAAAUAUAAUGGGUGAAGAAGAAAACACUCAGCAAAUUGGAAGUGAACAAACUGAAGGGGCAAGUAAGAAAAGGACACGUGGGCCAACUCAAUGUUUGAAAAUCCAUGCUAGAAAGAGUGCGGAUCGUGAAGAGGUGGUCUUAGACGAUGAUGGAGAACCUAUUGGACCUAAUAAUCGAAGCGUGACAGGUUUGAGUUGUUUCCUUGGCACUGUCGCGAGGAAUUCAGACUUGUGUCCCUUAUUUUAUACUAACUUCAAAGCUUUGAAGAAAGCAAACAAGGACCGUAUAUGGGAAUUUAUCACCGAUAAAUUCAUUAUCCCUGAUAAUGGAAGUAGAGCGGUUUUCUCUCGCAUAAAUGAUGCUUGGAGGCGUUACAAGAAAGAUCUCAAAAAGAGUUGUUUUUUAAAGUACACUACUAUGAGUGAAAGAUUGAAGCAUCGUCCCCAGACCGUACCUGAAGUUCAUUUCAAGCAAUUGAUAUCCUAUUGGAAGAACAAUAACAUCCAAGUAAUAUAAAUUAG
Molecule: messenger RNA, 1398 nt
Organism: Vicia villosa (hairy vetch)
Lineage: Eukaryota; Viridiplantae; Streptophyta; Magnoliopsida; Fabales; Fabaceae
Exons: 3
Coding region: 707-1393 (228 amino acids)
Source: RefSeq, a predicted model, not a curated record